AUGUCAGCGCACUCAACAUGCCCCCGACCAGGUUGUGGCGCCCCUGAGUCGGUGAGCCAUCUAUUCUGGGAGUGCAGCGCUGCCGUAGACCUGUGGGCGACAGCCGGCCACCUGCAAUUCCCGGACUUACCGGCAAGGGGGGUCCUCAACGAGCAAUUCGUACUUUAUGGGGUGAGCCAGUUGAGGUUUACAAAGGAGGAGUUCGAGAGGUACUGGCUCACCGUUGCCGCCAUCAAAGACGCCAUUUGGACCUCCAGAAACUUGCUGGUAAGGAGGUACAGACAGACCCCCCCCGUGGCUGUGCUCCAGAUGGCUGCAGCCUUUAUUAAGGCUGCACGCGGCAGGCCACGACACAGCCACAAAGAAGAGUCGUCUGUGCCUCACCCGGAGGAGGGAACCGGAGCUUCACGGUCAAGUCAUCAGAGAUAUAUACUUUUAGAUCUGGACCGAGCCAUCUUUUACUUCCUCUGGGGCUCCAAGUGGGAAAGACUCAGGAGGGAGGUUGUCAAGAAGACGAAAGAAAAAGGAGGAAAAGGCGUGCCGGACUUCCAGAUCUUCCUCGGGAGCAGAUAUACCUCCUUACACCUCCGAAGUGCAUUGGGCCCAUCCAGUAUUCCAAAAUGCCAAGCAAUGGCACGGUUCUGGAUGGGCUCAUACCUUCGGAAGUUGAAACUCAUUCCAGUUGACAACAGAAGUCCUGUUUCUUUUAAAUUACCACCAGCGUAUGCUUUUAUUAAAAAUUUUUUACAAUUUUUUAAACUGGAACAUGAAGGCUGUCAGGUUUUAAAAAAUCAUCGUGCUCUUAUUUCUGCUGUGCAGGAACGGAAUACAGUGAGCCCAGUGCGCGGGCUUGCACUCGGUGAGUCCACAACAGUUUGGCGCAACGUAAACCAUCCUGCACUCCCAAACAGACUUCGGGACCUGUCAUGGUUGGCUGCCCAUGAAGUCCUCCCAGUCAGGACCGUUAUGCACUCCCGGGGUAUGUCAGCGCACUCAACAUGCCCCCGACCAGGUUGUGGCGCCCCUGAGUCGGUGAGCCAUCUAUUCUGGGAGUGCAGCGCUGCCGUAGACCUGUGGGCGACAGCCGGCCACCUGCAAUUCCCGGACUUACCGGCAAGGGGGGUCCUCAACGAGCAAUUCGUACUUUAUGGGGUGAGCCAGUUGAGGUUUACAAAGGAGGAGUUCGAGAGGUACUGGCUCACCGUUGCCGCCAUCAAAGACGCCAUUUGGACCUCCAGAAACUUGCUGGUAAGGAGGUACAGACAGACCCCCCCCGUGGCUGUGCUCCAGAUGGCUGCAGCCUUUAUUAAGGCUGCACGCGGCAGGCCACGACACAGCCACAAAGAAGAGUCGUCUGUGCCUCACCCGGAGGAGGGAACCGGAGCUUCACGGUGAAGGUCUCGGCGCGGCGGCCUGACGUGAUGGGAGAGGAAGGAGGAAAGAAGAGAAAAAUGCCGGGGACCGUCGCUGGGCGACGUGGCAGGGUCCUGGAGCAUGCUGCUUGAGAGUGUGUGAUGAGUUUCACUGAGCAAGGAUUCAUACUGUGUCUGCACAGUAGGAAAAAAAAAAUAAUUGAGCCCUCUUUUUUUAUCAUAUUUAUUGUAUUAUUU
Molecule: messenger RNA, 1610 nt
Organism: Syngnathoides biaculeatus (alligator pipefish)
Lineage: Eukaryota; Metazoa; Chordata; Actinopteri; Syngnathiformes; Syngnathidae
Exons: 3
Coding region: 1-1395 (464 amino acids)
Source: RefSeq, a predicted model, not a curated record